GGCUUCCGCCCCGCGCCGCCGACUUUCGGCAAUUUCCGACCGCGCUGUCCCCGCCGCGCGUUUUGCGUCCUGCGUCCAUCGCCAUCGCCCCCCUCAGUUCUGACGACGGUAUUCUCGUCGCCUGGAAGUUUCAUAGCCAUCCCCAGCGAGGGGAAUGGACACCAUGACGAGAUCCCUCAGAACCUCCUGACCGACACGCCGGCUGCUUCACAACGCGAUCUCAGGGUACGACACCUAUCCCCCAUACCGCUAACACCCGCGAUGGGCUCCGACGUGUGCCAGAAUGACCUGAGAGACAUUGGGGAACGUCUUCCUUGCGUUGAUGGACGGGGAACGCACCGUCUCUUAUCGUUUCAGAAGGUCGAAGCCGUCUGUACUGAACCCGACCUGGAUAUCCUUGAUGAGCGGUCAUUUGGCGGAAAUAUCUGGCCUGCAAGGAAUGAAGGGGGGAACUCGGGCGAGCCGAAAUAUGUAUACGCGCCUCUCACCCGCUGCAUAUGGAGGUCAGCAGGACGUCGGGAAGGCGAAUUUGAAUAUGUGGCGUCGUUUUUGGUAUAUAGUCUAGGAGCAGUGUAAAUGUCUUUGAGAACGUUUGGGCUGCCCCGGCGUCGUCCCUUAGCUGCAAUACACCACCCUCUCGUCCUCUACCCACCUAUUUCCCAUCACCAACGCGCUAGGUACAAAGGGUCUCAGCGCCUGUACAUCCCUUCGAACACAUUACCUAACACUCUCGGGCCAUCCUCUACCCUCCAGGCCCAGCCCUCGCGUCUGAAUAACCGGAUACCCAUAUGCCG
Schizophyllum commune H4-8 is the source of this 794-nucleotide messenger RNA. RefSeq lists its product as uncharacterized. The record is from RefSeq and is a predicted model, not a curated record. NCBI's taxonomy places the organism in Eukaryota, Fungi, Basidiomycota, Agaricomycetes, Agaricales, Schizophyllaceae. The annotation marks the transcript as partial. The transcript has 2 exons.